Molecule: messenger RNA, 4324 nt
Organism: Calliphora vicina (urban bluebottle blowfly)
Lineage: Eukaryota; Metazoa; Arthropoda; Insecta; Diptera; Calliphoridae
Gene: GckIII
Product: Germinal centre kinase III
Exons: 8
Coding region: 1305-3542 (745 amino acids)
Biological process (GO): protein phosphorylation
Cellular component (GO): cytoplasm
Molecular function (GO): protein serine/threonine kinase activity; ATP binding
Source: RefSeq, a predicted model, not a curated record
AAUGUGUGCUACUGACAUGAAAAAAUUAGUAAAGAAUCAAAGAGCAAAAACACCAAAAGAAUAAUUGUAGUAGUAAAGUUAUUUGACUUAUUUACAUAACUGCUAUUGUUAAUAAAUAUAUAAAUUUGUUUAUUUUCAUAAUAACAUAAAAUACGACAAAAUAUUUUUGUAAAACAUUUAACGAAAAUCAUUCUAUACAGAAGUGCAUCAAAAAGAAAAUAUUUGUAACAAAUCUAAUCUGCAAAAUCACAAACGUUGAAAAAAAGAAAGUUGAUUAACAAAAAAGGCUGUCACAAUUUAAGAGCAAAAACAACAAAAAAGAGACAAUUCACACAUAAAAAAGAGAGCGAACAGACAGUAAAAAACAAAUUGAAAACAAAGCAAGUGGAAGAAAUUAAUGAAAUAGAAAAAAGAAGUGGUAAAACAAGAUCUGUCUUUCGACACAGAUUAGAAAAAAAGAAUUCCAAAUUUGAUUCUAAUUUAUAUGCAAAGAGCAUACAAAAAACGAACAGUUAAAUAAUUAAAUAAAAUUGAGCCAAGUGUGGAAAUGAUUUGUUAAUUUGUCGCCAAGACAAAUAAGAAAAUUUCCAAAGGGAAAAACCUAAAUAAAGGGCCACAGCAGACAAAAGAUUGGCUGACUGACUGGCUGGCAACGAAUUGUAAACGUAGCGUAAAGAAAUCGUAUUGAGAAAAAAAAAAUAUAAAAUAAUACAAAUUUUUUAUGUGUGUAUGUAUGUGGCUGGUGUGAAUGCAGCAAGUUGCGAAACAACAGCUAACGAAGAAGUGGCACAAGAAACAAAUAUACUAUAGAUAUAUAGAGAGUCAAACUGUUCCCGUUUAAGUCCCAAUUGUUGACUGGCUAGCUGGCUGACAAUACAUAUCACUUGGUAUAUUUAUUGGUAGUGAUUGUUGUGAUUGACUAGACGAGUAAAAAAGGGGGUCCCACGAUCAUUUUACACACACCUAGCCCAGCUCAGUUCAUUCUCUUCUGUUUUACUAACAACUCACAUACCGUUCCAUCGAGUGUGGUAUUUGUGUAUGCAUAGAGUUAGAGCUGCUGCCGCUUUUGUUGCUGCUGCUGAUGUUUACGGAAGUAGACGUUGUGGAUCAUUGUUGUCGUUUCAAUUAAGGGAGAAGUGUCUUGUUGUUUUUUAUUUUGUAUCUGCAAAACUCGAAAAAGGCGGAAGAGGAAGCCAUAGCUUAGUGUCGAUACCAACGGCAGCAGUUGCAACGAGUGCAGGGGCAGUUUGACACAGUGCCACCGCUUCCAUCAGCUGCCCGACGUCACUACCAGCACCACCACUAUGUCGUGGACAGAGCAAAAGGUAGACCCGGAGCUAAUCUUCACCAAGCAGGAACGUAUUGGUAAAGGAUCUUUUGGUGAAGUAUUCAAAGGCAUUGAUAAUCGUACACAACAGGUGGUAGCCAUAAAAAUAAUUGACUUGGAAGAAGCUGAAGAUGAAAUCGAAGAUAUUCAACAGGAGAUUAUGGUGUUGUCGCAGUGCGAUUCGCCCUUUGUCACCAAAUACUAUGGCUCCUUUCUCAAGGGUACAAAACUCUGGAUUAUUAUGGAAUAUUUGGGCGGUGGCUCGGCUCUGGAUCUAAUGAAAGCUGGUUCUUUCGAAGAAAUGCAUAUAGCGAUUAUAUUGCGCGAAGUUCUCAAGGGUCUAGACUAUUUGCAUUCGGAAAGGAAACUACAUCGUGAUAUUAAGGCGGCCAAUGUUUUGCUAAGUGAAAUGGGUGAUGUUAAAUUGGCUGAUUUUGGUGUGGCCGGGCAAUUGACAAACACCACCUCGAAACGUAAUACAUUUGUGGGUACACCAUUCUGGAUGGCGCCCGAAGUUAUAAAACAGUCCAUGUAUGAUUCCAAGGCCGAUAUAUGGUCGCUGGGUAUAACGGCCAUUGAAUUGGCCAAAGGUGAGCCGCCCAACUCUGAGUUACAUCCCAUGCGUGUCUUAUUUCUCAUACCCAAAAAUAAUCCGCCACAAUUGACGGGAAAUUACACGAAAUCCUUUAAAGAUUUUGUUGAAGCGUGCCUUAACAAGGAUCCCGAGAAUCGUCCCACAGCGAAAGAAUUACUCAAGUAUCCUUUUAUCAAAAAAGCCAAGAAAAAUUCGUACCUUAUUGAUUUGAUUGAUCGCUACAAAAAAUGGAAACUACAAAAAGGCGAUGAAAGCGAAACCGAAUCCGAAAAUUCUGAUUCUGAUGAUUCCAAGCCGGGCUGCAAUACCGAUGAACCCUGGAUAAUGACCGUCAAAGGUUUACAUGUAAAUAGUGAUGCACAUAAAAUGAGUUCCAAUCACUUCAAUAGGCUCGAAGAGCAAGAACUAAAAAUGGAUAAACUAACCCAAGGUGUGGCUGAGACUUUAACGCCCUCUAGCCUACUAUUAAGCAGUAGCGGCAACAAUAGCAAACAUCAGCAAAGCAGCAGUGCUUCGAAUAUAAGCAGCUCCUUGUUAAACCCACAGAAACGUGACAACAAUAGCCUUACGCCCAAUUCCGCAACCACACCCACAUCAUCAUCAUCGUCGUCAUUAUCAUCAUCAUCAUCAUCAUCUGCUAAUGCAAACUCUUCCUCCACACCGAUGGUGCCAUCAUCUUCCGUCACAACUGUAACGUCCUCAAAUAUGGCUAAUGCCUCAGCUAACACUCGGGAAUCUAAUCACCAUCAUCAUCAUCAACAGCAGCAGCAACAGUUAAUGCAACAACAACAGCAACAUCAACAACAACAUUCUUCACAUCAAUUAUCCUCCUCCUCCUCCCAACAGCAUCAUCAUCAGCAGCAGCAGCAAAAACAUGCGCAUGCCUCUUCGACUGGUAAUUUAGAGAGCUCUGCUAAACUAAGCGGUAUUGGCGCUAUGCAGCAGCAGUCCAGUUCGUCUAGUUCAAACUACAAAGAACAACAACAGAAGGUCAAUCUAAGGCCCACACGUACCGCAUCCAUGGAUGCCGAAAUCGAGAGACGUUCAUCGUUGCAAUUAUUGGAUCAUAGUAAACGUGGUGACGACGAAGAUGACAGAUCUCUGCGGCGCAGUACUAUGGCAGCUUCACACUCUUCAGUUGCUGUGUCCUCAUCUGGUGGUGGUGGUGGCAGCGGCAGCCAUAUGCUCGCAACCAGCAGCAGUAUGGGCAAUGUUUACAAUGGAAAUACACACGCCAACAGAGACUUUAUAAAUCACGAGUCCCUAACAACAGCUGCUCACUCACCCACUACGUCCAAUGCCAAUCAUAAGAAUAUGGGCAACAGUGGUAGCGGCAGCAGCGGUUUGGGCAAUCGUAUUAUAACCACCAACAGUCCCUGUCUAAAUAAUUUUCUAUUCCCCAUACUCUCUGAUAUACAACGUAAAUAUAGCAGUAAUUCCAGUAAAAAUAUGAAUGUUUUGGACAUAGCCGAUUUGAAAUCGGUAUUUGAAUUGGCCGAACGCAGUCGUCCUGGUGUAAGUGAUCUGUUUCUCAAAGAAAUUAUACACAAACUAGUACCAGGUUAUUCGGAAACACGUAUUAAUAAUAUUAUGGAUAGAGCAAUUAGAAACAAAAAGUAAAUUCUAGGCCUCAACGUCUCAAGUCUCUGGGUUUGUUGUGGAUUUUAUGUUAUUCCUUCUUUACGUUUUUUUAUAAAUAUAUAUAAAUAAUAUUAUUUUUUCCUGUUAGUUUUUCACCCAUGUUAUGUUAAAUUAUAUAAAAAAAAGAAAAAUCUUUCCUACCACUUCCGCAAUUUCCGUAUUGUAAAAAAUAUUAAAACAAAAUUUAUGGCAAACAAAAAAAUAAAAAAGUAAUAAUGUGCAAAUUGCUGCUACAAAACAGCAAAUAAAAAACAAGAAAAUCAUUCACUUAAACUAACUCCUCAUAUUUCAAUUAUUUUCCAAUAAAACAAAUAAAUUCAAACAAACAACCAACCAUCCAAUCAAUUGUCCUUAUAAAUCCAAAUCCUGCUAAUUAUUAAAAACAAAAAAAGAAAAACUUUUAAAAUAUUUAUUACUACCCAUAGUAGAUACCGUAAUACAAAUAACAAACAAACAAAAAGUAAAUCAUAUUACAAUAAAAUAAACAAUAAAUUAUUACUAAUUAAAUAUGUACAUCAAACAAAUUUGAUCAUUCUUUUAGCAGAUGAUCACUUUUUCUUUGGACAUGAUUUGUAAUGUAGCUAAAUAUUGAAUGAAAUAAUAAAAUAGUACAGAAAUCAAACUAUCUAUCUAUAAAACAAAAACACACACACAUACACAAUGUUAUUAGACUUAAACAAGAAAAUUAAUAUAUAUAAUAAAAAAAAAAAAUCAUGAAAACAAUAAAAAAAAAUAAAUAAAUAUAUACAUACAUAUAUAAA